AUGUCGCCUAACAAAUUUGUUAACACGCUAGUAGUGCUACUCGUAUCGGUGAUCGGUUUCACUCGACCAGAAGACGAUUCUCGAAUAGUGAACGGCCAGAACGCGGAAUUCGGUCAAUUCCCAUACCAAGCUCUACUUUUACUUGAAAUGCCUGAUGGUCGAUCACUUUGUGGAGGAAGCCUCAUUUCAGACAGAUGGGUUCUAGCAGCUGGACAUUGUACCGAUGAUGCUUCUGCAGUUGAAGUACGACUAGGACUUAUUGACAGAAGCUAUACAGAUGAUGGCAGCCUGGUGCUCGUAUCCAACGAUUUUUUUGAACAUCCAGACUUUGAUCGGGAAACUCUCAAGAAUGAUAUAGCUCUGAUCCACUUACCGGAAAUUGUUAAAUUUACUGAUCGAAUUUCCCCGGUGGAAUUGCCCAGAGGCCACGAAACUUACCAGGGGCGGGUUGCCAUUGCAAGUGGAUUCGGGAGAACCACAACCGAUGGAAAACCAUCAAGCCGUCUGAACUAUGCCGUCAUGGAUGUGAUCAGCAAUACGGUGUGUACGGCAUCCUAUCCCGGGUCGAUUAGAUCGACCAAUAUAUGCUCGGUUGGCCGGAACAGAAGUUCUACGUGCAAAGGAGAUUCAGGGGGACCGUUGCGUUUGGAAGAUGAAAAUAUCCUUAUUGGGGUGGCGAGUUUUGUAAAUAGAAUGGCAGGAUGUGAUAUGAACUACCCGGUUGGAUUUGCGCGUGUUUCAGAAUAUGUGGACUAUAUUAGGGAAGCUACCGCUGACAAGGGUAUCUCUAUUACAUUGGGGUAA
Messenger RNA from Uranotaenia lowii, 804 nucleotides. RefSeq names its product collagenase-like. NCBI's taxonomy places the organism in Eukaryota, Metazoa, Arthropoda, Insecta, Diptera, Culicidae. The record is from RefSeq and is a predicted model, not a curated record. Gene Ontology annotation, biological process: proteolysis. Gene Ontology annotation, molecular function: serine-type endopeptidase activity. Bases 1 to 804 code for a protein of 267 amino acids. The transcript has a single exon.